AAUAUGAAAUUGAAAAAAGGCUAACUAUUAAUAUUUCUUUUUACAAUUUGAAGAUGUCAGUAUUGAUGGUGAUAUACCAGGUAUGUCAUUUAAAGAACAAUGCAACUCAUAGUCAUACAUACAAGUUUAUUAAUUUUUAAUUUAUGCAUCAAGGUCAUAUGCAAUCCAACGUACAAAUUCAUGAUGAAAAUGAAGAUGGCGAUGUGUUUGAAGGUGAUGAAGUACAGAGUUGGAUGACCAAUGAAGGAGAUGCCAAUUAUGAAUGUGAAUAUUGUGGGGCAUAUUUUUGGUUCGAGGAAAGAGUUGACAAGAAGUAUAAAAAUAAAAAACCAGUUUUCACUUUGUGUUGUGGUCGUGGAAAAAUCAAGCUACCAAAUCCAAAGGAGCCUCCUUCCAUUUUGAAGGAUUUAUUGUUUGGAUCAGGUGCAAAAAGCAAACAUUUCAGAGAGAAUAUUCGAACAUAUAAUUCAAUAUUUUCAUUUACAUCAAUGGGAGGAAAGGUUGAUGUCUCUGUCAACAAAACAAAGGGACCCAGAACAUUCAGAUUGUCUGGACAAAAUUAUUAUCAGAUUGGAAGUUUAUUGCCUCCAGAGGGAUCUUCUCCAAAAUUUACACAAUUAUAUAUCUAUGAUACAGAAAAUGAGGUGAACAAUAGAAUUAAUGCUAUCAGGUUAGCAUAGACAAUUGCUUACUAAAAAUAAUUUAAAAUUUUAUUUUUUAUAAGACAUACAUUGUUAGGUGAAUUCAAUAUUUUAUUCUUACAGUCGCAUUGAAAUGAACAAUGAACUUCAUACUGAAAUUGUGAAUGACUUGA
This is a messenger RNA of Nicotiana tabacum (common tobacco), 814 nucleotides long. Lineage: Eukaryota; Viridiplantae; Streptophyta; Magnoliopsida; Solanales; Solanaceae. The record is from RefSeq and is a predicted model, not a curated record.